Limulus polyphemus (Atlantic horseshoe crab) is the source of this 5380-nucleotide messenger RNA. It is a transcript of the gene MED14, whose product is annotated as mediator of RNA polymerase II transcription subunit 14-like. The record is from RefSeq and is a predicted model, not a curated record. The transcript has 36 exons. Gene Ontology annotation, biological process: regulation of transcription by RNA polymerase II. The coding region runs from base 107 to 4588 and encodes 1493 amino acids. Lineage: Eukaryota; Metazoa; Arthropoda; Merostomata; Xiphosura; Limulidae. Gene Ontology annotation, molecular function: transcription coregulator activity. Gene Ontology annotation, cellular component: mediator complex; core mediator complex.
AUAUAAUGUGUGAUAUGGUUAAACUAAAGAUGGAAUACGUUAAAACGUGAGACAUGAAAUUUAAAUUUUCUACGUAAGAGGUGAUAGUGACGUAGUUGUUGUAACCAUGGCUCCACUUCCUGUUGAUGGCCGCCAGACCCCAGUAGGAAAUAUGCAAAUAACACCAACACUUCCUCCUGGUGGUGGAACCAUUCCUCUUGGACGUCUUAUUGAGUUCAUUCUGCAAAAGACGUAUCAUGACUUGACAGUGCUUGCUGAGCUGUUACCUCGUAAAACAGACAUGGAUAGAAAAAUUGAAAUAGUUCAGUUUGCUAGUCGAACACGUCAACUUUUUGUAAGGUUGUUGGCUCUGGUUAAAUGGGCUGCAAGUGCAUCCAAAGUAGAAAAAUGUGCUGCCAUCAUGGGAUUUUUAGACAAGCAGUCCAGCUUAUUUAUUGAAACAGCUGAUGUCUUGACAAAAAUGGCUCGGGAAACAUUAGUUCAUGCUAGGUUACCGAGUUUUCAUAUCCCAUGUGCUGUGGACGUUUUAACUCUCGGAACUUAUUCCCGUCUUCCGACCUGUAUACGGGAUCGUAUUGUACCACCAGACCCCAUUCUCCCUUCAGAGAAAAGAAGUACCUUGUUGAGACUGAACCAAAUCAUUCAGUACAGACUUGUCUCAUCUGAUCUGCCUCCUGAAAUGUGGAAUUUGAAAAUAGAAAACGGAAGAGUCAUUUUUCAUGUUGAACAUGAAUUUGAGGUGUCACUGACCUUGAUGAGGGACGGAGUUCUUGUUCCAUGGAGGCUACUAGACAUUGACAUUCUGGUGGAGGAUAAAGAAACGGGAGAUGGAAAAGCUCUUAUUCAUUCUUUACAAGUUAACUAUAUCCAUCAGCUGAUACAGUCUCGACUAAUAGAUAACUCACGGCCACUUCUUGAUGUGUAUACCAUUUUGCAUUCAUUUUGUUUAAGUCUGCAGUUAGAAGUAUUACAUUCUCAGACUGUAAGACUGUGUCGAGAACGACUUGGAGAAUUCAUCAGGAUUGAAGAAUAUGUAGCAGGAAAUUGGCUUGUUCUGUCUUAUUGGAGGGAUCAAAUUGCCAAAGAUGGCCAAGGAUAUAGAGUAUGUGUACAGAUUGAUCCAAACGACCCAAGUAAACCCCUUCAGGUAACUCACGUACCUCAGCUGAAUGUGAUAGAGGCUGGUCAAACAGAACAGGCAAUUAAGAGUGAUCAUCUUUCAAUUGAGAAGCUCUUAAUUCACACUAUUCACAUUCGUACCAAACAAAAAUUGACUGAUUUAAAGGAGGAUUUGAUAUCCAAAUUAGGAGAAACAGAAUGCUCUAUAGGUGGGUCACCAGCCAUCCUGCACUUUCCACUACUACAGCCUUGUAUGCAAUCUGAACAGCUGUUGGUUACAGUAGAUACUCACACUGGCUACUUUCUAGCUCACAUUCCACAGUUUGAGGCUCCAAUGAUGGAAGAACUAAGUGAAUCUUUAAAUAAAGAUUUGAGUCAGGUUGAAGCAUUGGUUUUGGAUCUUAGAUAUUGGGUAGUGUUACGUCGGUGUGAGAAGACUAUUCAGCAUCUACCAGUGAUCUCGAGUGAACAACUUCCACUGAUAGUACCUCCAGAACAUCCAGUGGCUCAGCUGGGAAAGCACAAGCUCUUCAUCAAGCUAUGUAAACAUCAUAAUUACUAUGUGGUUGUUCAGCUGAAACCUCAUGAGGAUAAUCCAAGUGAUGUCGCCUUACAGUAUUACCUAAUGACAGUGAGUCCUCAACCAUUAGAAGAGAGUACAGAUCAGAGGGAUGACACCACAGGUUUAGAACUAGAAUUGCCAAAAUCUUUUCUUCAGGUUGUGAAUUUCCUCCCUCUAAACACUUUUACUAUUUCCCAUGGACCAUUCACCAGCAUUGAAGUUGCAGACCAGAAUGUAGGAGUCAAGAGAAAACUUUUGGCAAAACAACCUGCAGAAAGUUCGGUGAAACGGUUAAAAAACACAGGCUAUUUCAACACUGAACUAGCUCAUGUGAUUGCCAUGUGUGAUGAAAGACUACCUUUCUGCACCCUAACAGCAGAGUUAAAUAGAAGAGGAAUAUGCCAUCAAGGACUUCAAGUAGAAGCUAAUGGGACAAACUUUGUUGUGAAACUUGUUAAAAUGCCCCUUUGUGAAGGAAGUGAUGUUGAGGCUGCUGCCGUAUUGUCAUCUUCAUUAUUAAGUUGUACAUUGAGACUUCCAGGAAAAGGAAUGAGAGCUUGGCUUGUAGAGUUUGUGUUUUGCAACUGCCCCCUAACAAGUCUCUCAGCUAAAGAACAAGGGCCUCGAAGACCAGUAUCAUUCAUGUAUGACUUUGGCAGUGGUACAUCUCGACAAGUUGUGGAGAUGGUGGAUGAAUUACUUCAAGACUGGAGCACAAUGGUUCAUCUAUAUGGUGUUGUUGUUGAGUUUAGUGAAGCACUAAAAAAUGAUCAAGACGGAAACCUGGCCAGCUUAAUGGACAUCAAAAGUUUCACAUAUAAGAAACUAGUUGUUGGUUAUGGGCCCAGUAAAGCUAGCACAGUAACAAUUUACUGGCGAGCUUCUGAGCGACGUUUCCAUCUUGCCUUUGGUGUGGUUGGUCAGACAGUGUCCGCAAGCAACCCACACACUUCAGUUGCAUCUCAGCUACAACAUGAAUUUAAUCAUCACCAUUCUGUUGCCAAGUUGGUUCAGGCCCUCCAUGACACAUACAGUCUUCUGCUGUCUCUGAGCAAGCUACCUUCUGCUCCUCAUCUUGGUGUAAUUUACAGUCGUGCUCAAGUACCAAUCCAGACAUUUGUGAUAAUUGCCCAGUCUUCUACACAUAUCCGAGUAGUAUAUCGUAAUACAUAUUGUCUUGACAUCCACUGUAAACCAGAUGGUUUACUGGCAAUUCAAGAUGGGGCAUUUAGUCUGUUUGACAAAACUAAAGUAGUUGAGGAAUUGAUGCCCAUUCAGGGUCUUAGGGCUUUUUUGAACAAGUUUGUAGAUGAAGCUUCCUCUCAGCUACGGAGGCUUUCACAUUCCGAGGAUGACAAUCCUCCCUCACCAGGCUCAACACUCGACAGUCUAGAUCCUUUCUUGUCUUCUGCUAGUCAAAUCAGACCAUCUCCUCCUUCCCAGAGGGGUAACCAAGAAGGAGGAGGCACUCCGGGAGGGCUUCGCUUUCAUCAUCCAAUGACACCACCAUCUAAUCCUCAUACGCCUGCAUCUCCUCAUACAGGCAUGCUAUCACAGAGCUAUCGAACCUCCCCCAACCCCUCCUUCCCAUUGGCCUCACCCCCAUCCUUAGGGUCACAAGGCCAGCAUGUAUCGCCAUCUACAUCUAUGUUCCACGUGCAGGCCCAGUCACCAGGGAAUAUCUUUGCUGGAAGCUCACCCGUGAAUCCACUACAUGUUCCUUCACCAUCAUUUCUACCAGCUCCUUCACCAUCAUCUUCAUCACAAGUCCAAAUGCAAUCUCCUGCUGGCUUUAUGGGUUCACAGAGCCAUGCAGAAGGAGGAUCACCUUUUCCACCCAGCAACUCAGCUGGUAGUCUUUCUUUGUCCAGUCCUGCACCUGGUGGCUGGCCAGGAAGUCCAUCUGUCCCUCGUCCUUCUCCACGACCAUUAGGAGCUGCCCAGAGUCCAGGCAGCAGUGGUCAUCCUGCAUUACAUAGCCCUCAAGCUGCUGGCACUGAACACACUAAACAAACUGGAAUCUCACACACAAGCUCUCGAGUACUUCCUCACCGUUCAUGGGCUGCUGCUGUCCCAACAGUUUUAUCACACAAGGCAUUUGAUCUAUUAUGUAGUCCAGUUGCUCCUCCCCAGGGGGCACCACCAUGCCACUACUCCCCAUUAGAACGUUUUCUUGGAUGUGUGUUCAUGAGAUAUAAUCUUCAAAGAGCAAUUCAAAAAGAUGACAGUCUGACCUCUGUACAGUCCAGUGAGCCAGGAGUUCUGCAGUUUAAUGUUGAAACAAUGCACUGUAAAGUUAUUCUCAACACCAUUACUCUCCAAUCGCUGAAUCUAAAGCUAGUAGCAGCACCUGAAUACAAGGACCAAUGGAAUCCAGAGGAGUUACAAGUCUUAGAAAGGUUCUUUGAUACAAAGGUUGUUGGUAUACCGUAUAAACCGAAUGCCUUUAUAGCUUUUGGUCGCAUCCUGAAUGCUUCUCUUAGGAUAUUGAAAGACUGCAUAAAUAUAAUGCGGCUUGAACUGGCACCAGACAGGAAUCUCAAGUGGGCCGUUCAGUUCUGUUUAACAAUACCUCCAGCAGCACCCCCUAUUGCUUUAACUGGAAUGUCGGCAGUCCUUAUGGUCCAAAACAAGAUUCUGCUCUUUUUUCAACUUACAAGAAUUGGGCUGAACCUGGCUCCUGGUGUUGAACCCCAGACAGUUGUAGUUCCCAUUCUCUAUGACAUCAACAAUAACGUAACCCAGCUGUGGGACAGACGAGGUCAUUCUUCCUUGUCCCCUACAGACCCUCUUUCAGUCAUCGGCAACAUGUUGCGUCGUUUUAAUGAGUACAAUCCUCCACAAGGUGAAUGCAGUAUUUACCCUGCUGUUCGUGAACUGCUCACUAACCUUGUAAUACCAAUAUGAUGUGUUCCUGAGCAUGUUGGCAAGACAUGGCAUCACUAGUUGGAAGUCCUGAUUAACUUAGCACCAUCUCAACACUUGGUUGAUUAUGGAUAUAUCAGCUUGAAUUUGUAGACAAUUAAAAACUAUUAUUUGUAGAUAGAAGUAUUAAUUUGAAUUCAUGAGGACCCUAGCCCGACAUUUAUAAUGAAAGUACUGUUAAAUUUGUGAAACCUUUCAAAAAAUGUCAAGCAAACACAAGAACAUGAACUUUGAUUGUGUAUAUGAAAAAUUUUGGUUGUCAUAGAAAUAAUUUGAACUGUUAAACUAUAUAAAAACUGAUGAUCAUUAGAAGGAGUUUCAAUCUAAACUCCCAGUUAUCCAAGGACCAUUUAUUAACAUCAGUAACCACUAUGAAAAUAUCAUUAUCAUAAUUCUUAGCUCUCUUUGAUCGUGUGAGAAGUGGUCUGACUUCGUAAAAUAUUGUGACCAUGCUGAUUAUUUAAGAUGUAUUGGUUAGCCAGGAUAUACCUGCAACAGUGUUAGAUAUUGUGAAAUUUCGAGCUCAUUGUGUAGUUUCUGGUAAUGCAGUUGAUUUCAAUAGAGGUUAUAUUUUCACCAACUUUGGAGAUCUGUGAAGUAAAAUAUUAAGGUCAUUUCAUAGCAUAUCUGUAUUCAAAAUUACUGGAGUUUCAUAAAAAUCUAUCCUGAGAAGUUUUGUACAUGUAGCAUUUCUACUGCAACACGUAAUUUAUACGUUAUCUUUUUUAACUCUGAAGUGUAAUUUGUAAAUCAUUAAAUUUUAUUGGGAAUGAA